AAUUUAUACGUGGCGUGUUCACAACAAAACAAGAGUGAAAGGGAGAAAAAUUUGCAUUUUAGAUUUAUAAAGAACGUUUAUUUUAACCUGUGAUGGGCUGAAAACCUAAAGAAAGCUUUAUAUUUGUCGUGGUUUCUUGUCCAAAGAACAAGAACGGCCCGAAAGCUUUUUAAUUAAAAAGUAGAUUCAGGCAACACGAGACGAUAUACGGUAUUAAAUUUGUGACAGGUCGUGUUUAUAAGUAUACUAUUUAGAAUAUGGAUGGCGCAGGAGACGGUGGGUUUGAUCCUUGCGAAUGUAUAUGCAGUUAUGAUGGUGCGAUGAGGCGUCUGAUUUCUCUGGUAUGUCCUCUAAAUUAGAACUAAAAUUAUUUUGUCUGUUAAUAUCUAAACGAGGAAUGGUCAUGAUACAGAAAUUUUCUUGAAAUUGGAUCCUAUAUGUAUAAAAUCAUCAAUAACAUUACGUUUGUUUUGAUGGUAUUUCUUGCUGUAUUUAAUAACGUUGUGUGUUUUUUCCUCACAAUUUAGCUGCGAAGUUCGCAAAGCUACUGUACGGAUAAUGAGUGCUUUAUGGAACGUAAGUUUGAAUUUUCAUUCCCUCUAUAAUGUUUACAUUUUGCAUACUUAAUAAAUAUACUGAAAUAAAUUUAUAUACGGUAUUUUGGUACAUUUUUGGCAUACUGUUUCAACUGUUAUAAGUAGAAUUUCAAUAUCUUGGGUGUCUUUGAUAACAUUAAAUAGAAUCUUUAAUUCUUUAUAUCGAUAUUAUGUUAUCUCAAUUUUAGCCUUCUGGAACUAUGUUUUUGCCAUAUAAGUAGAACAGGUGUUUACAUUUUGCCAUUUUAAUUCAUUAUCUACAUUCAUUAUUUAUAAUUAUUCAUUUUACCAUAAGUUUUCCAAACAAGGACUAUUUUUAUUGUGAAAUAAUCUUCUGCCAUUUUUGUUGUUUUCAGGACACUUUUCAAAGUGCGGUUGCCAAGUUUGUUUUGAAUAUUUCCAACUAUGUUUCCAAAUUUGAAAUAUUGGGCAAAUUACAUUAAGUUUAUGUUCAGCACUUUGGUACCUUAGUUCAGUACUUUAGUGAGCAUCUUGCAAAUCUAUGCCAAGUUUUCAUAUGACAAAAAUUUUAUUUUGUGUUAGACAGAGUAAAUUAAUAAAGUUGUGUGCAUUUGGGCACAAUGCAACUUGAUGGAUUCAUGAACUAUCAGUUAGAUUUAAUUUGUAUUAUAGCAUGACUGCGCAGAGAUUAUGUAUACAAUCCCGGGGCUUAUAUAUUUAUAUAUAUAAUCCGUGGGCUAUAGUGAAUUCAUAAUUGCCUAAAGAGGCAUCUACAAACUCAAGCCCCUAAUCUCCUUAUCUAAAUAAACGCUGUACAUCUCUAGACGAGAAAGAGACUACCAGUCAUGCAUAAGGCCCAUCAACUGAUGCAUUCAGAGGAUUGACUUGAUCAACAGUCAAACUUCACAUGUUCAACCAGAUUCCCACAGGCGUAAGAGUUGUUUUGGGAACAAACCCUCACCAACUGUGCAGAAGUCAGUGCUCAAACAUCGGCUUUAAACCAGAUAAAUAUUAAACCCCCCAUUCUCGCAACCUAGGGUUUUUUACCAUUCUCGUUGUUCAAUCUAUAUUUGUAUGUUUUGUAGCUCCUGGUCCUCAGGGGAAUGAUGGAAAUGGUGGUUUCAGUAUAAUGUUUGUUUUGAUGGCAUGGUUGGUUGCUGCUGUCAUAUUGUUCCUGCUUAGACCACAGAACAUGAGACAGUCUGGAAGUGAAAAACCCUCAAACCAGGUAGGUAGACUUGUCUUUAAUAUAUAUUUCCACCUUAUUUUUAGCUUUCAAUUUAUAUUCUCAUUGUUUUGGCCCAAAUAAUGAAAAUUAUAAACUGAUGUGCUUUCUUUCUUUCUUUCUUUCUUUCUUUGAUUUAAUUAAUUAAAAAUAUUUGCCUACUUUUGUAUAAUGUACAUUAUGUUAUAUUAAUUUUAUUUUGAUUUAUCUAGGGUCAAGGACCUCCACCACCUGCUCCACCAAUACAGUGAUUGACAGUGGAAUAAAUUAACCCAGGCUUGAAUAGAAUGGUAUUUCGUAGUAUUCAUUGUAAAGCAAUACUUAUAGCUGAUACAAGUAAAAUAAUAUAAUAUGUGAAUAUUAUCUACUUAUGUAUAGAGUAUUUGUAGACACACCAUGCAAGUUUGUACAAUGUAUAUUGUGUAAAAAUAUGUAUUUACACUAAUUUGUAGCCAUGUAUGAUUGAUUGUUUAUAGUCACAAGAAUAAUUAUUUGCAAUUACAGUCUGCAGAGUUUUCAGAUUCAUGAACACCGACCGGAAUUCAAUCGAUACCGAUAACCGCUCUUGUUUGAAAUCAUGAACGUGAAAGUACAUUAAUUUGAUUGCCGUUCCUGAUUGCAAGUAAGAACUACUGACGUCAUAUAUAACGGCUCGAUCGAUUUCUUGUUGGUGUCUAUGUCACAGAUUAGAGGAUUACAGGGCAUAGUCCUCUAAUCUGUGUUGUCAAAAGAGUUACUAGUCUUAGCUUUGAAAUUGUCAUGCUUUAAAAUUGUGUUUAUAAAAUUGUGACUUCUUUCCGAGUUUCAUGGCCAGUUUCAUCCAAUGUUUCGGGAACAGGGUGGUUCAGUGUCUCUGGUAAAAAUAGGCCAAUUAAUCCGGCAAAGAUGCCACUUCCAGCAAAUAAGAUCAUUGGUAAUCUUUGAUCCAUUAUGGCCAGCGUAACAACAACUGGUGCCAAUAUACCACCCAAACGUGCAGUCAUUGAACAUGUACCCAUCGCAGAAUUCCGUACGACGGUCGGCACAAGCUCGGCGGAGUACACAUAUAAUAUUCCAAAUGAAGAAGACAUGCCAAAUUUACCAACAUUUGCAGUCACUGUAGCAAACUUUGCUGGCCCGAAUGCGCAAACCAGACAACCGAUAGAUCCGAACAUUAGGCUAAGAAACAGAGACCUUUGACGACCUAAGUUAUCGAUCAUUGGAACGGCAAGGAAAUAUGAAGGAACCUCAACCAGGCCAGAGAGAAAGAAAUUCCAAUACCUAUCCCCUUCCAUAUUUUUUGAAUUAAAUGACAAUCCAUAGUAGACCAUACAAUUGAUGAGCCAUAUAAGCAUUAGUAUAACCAUUUUAGAACGGAGGCUUUUGUGCGUUAGCAAAGUGUGUAUACCAUAAUUUUCUGACGUUGAUUUUCGCUGUUGAUGUUUGGUUCGUGUGAGACGUUUGUCAAACAUUGUGCCAUUUUUUUUCGCAAUUUUUUCAAGAAUUUCUUCGGCUUCAGAAAUUCGGCCCUGGGCCAAAAGCCAACGUGGCGAUUCAGGAACUGAUUUUGAAAAGGCCAGUAUGUACAGGAUUCCUGGUAAGGACACAGCGAUUGUCAAUUGACGCCAAUCACGGAAAAAGUAUGCCAUCAUGGAAAAGAAGCCAAAACCAAGAGCAUAAAAUAUUUGAGAAAUUGUCAUCACUUGUCCU
Messenger RNA from Paramuricea clavata, 3471 nucleotides. The record is from the annotation of a GenBank genome assembly. NCBI's taxonomy places the organism in Eukaryota, Metazoa, Cnidaria, Anthozoa, Malacalcyonacea, Plexauridae.